Messenger RNA from Striga hermonthica, 2022 nucleotides. The record is from the annotation of a GenBank genome assembly. Lineage: Eukaryota; Viridiplantae; Streptophyta; Magnoliopsida; Lamiales; Orobanchaceae.
AUGGCAAGCCCAUCUAAUGCGAGCGUCGAGGUGAUUAAUGAAGAAGCCAAAUACGAUCUCAGUUCUAUCCUGCGCUCAGCAGACAGGGAUUACCUUAUUCGCAACAAUGGUGACCAGGUUAAAAUUAAUAAAUUGAAGGGGAAAACAGUUGGGCUGUAUUUCUCCGCAUCAUGGUGCGGGCCAUGCCAGGGGUUCACCCCAAAUUUAGUCGAGGCCUACAAUGAACUCAAACAAGCUGACAAAUUUGAGGUCAUCUUCAUAUCUGCCAACCAAGAUGACGAGUCAUUUAACUCUUAUUUCUCUAAAAUGCCCUGGCUUGCAGUCCCGUUUUCCGAUACAAAGACACGUGAAAAACUGGACGAGACGUUUAGUGUCGAUGGGAUACCUCAUCUCGUGUUUUUGGAUGACAGUGGGAAAUUAUUGUCUGAGGAAGGUGUACGAAUAAUUCAAGAAUACGGUUCAGAAGGGUACCCUUUUAACUCCGAAAAGAUCGAGCAGCUCAAAUUACAAGAAUUUGAAGCUAGGAAGAACCAAUCACUUAAGUCAUUGCUUGCAUACGGGUCGAGAGACUAUGUGAUUAAAUCUGAUGGGGAGAAGGUUCGAAUUCCUGAGCUGGAAGGCAAAACUAUCGGCUUGUACUUCAUAUUGUCCACUUACAAAAGUUGCUUAUCUUUCAACCAGAAGCUAGUCGAAACUUAUGAGGGCUUGAAAAAAGUUGGUGAGAACUAUGAAAUUGUGAUGGUACCCCUCGAUAAUGAUGAGCAAUCUUUCAUGCAACUUUUCAAUCAACUGCCUUGGCUUUCGUUGCCCAUGAAUGACAAAUGUCGUUCGAAGCUCGUCCGACAUUUCGAGCUCGAUGAGCUCCCGACAGUUGUCGCAAUUGGGCCGGAUGGGAAAACUGUCCAUCCGAACGUGGCUGAUGCUAUCGAGGAACACGGACUGAAAGCUUUCCCUUUCACGCCCGAGAAAUUUGCCGAGCUUGAAGAGAUUGAAAGGGUAAAAAUGGAAGCACAGACACUGGAGUCCAUUUUGGUUUCGGGCGGUCUCGAUUUUGUGAUUGGAAAAGAUGGGGUCAAGAUUCCGGUCUCGGAUCUCAUCGGCAAAACCGUACUCCUCUACUUCUCGGCCCACUGGUGCCCCCCGUGCCGUGCCUUCCUCCCAAAACUCAUCCAAACCUACCAAGACCUAAUGUCGAACAAAAGCCCGCUCGAGAUUGUCUUCUUCUCGAGCGAUCGGGACCAAGCCUCGUUCGACGAAUACUUCUCUUCCAUGCCGUGGCCCGCAAUCCCGUUUGGCGACCCGCGAAAGGAGUCUCUCAGCCGCUACUUUAGAGUCCGAGGCAUCCCUACAUUGGUCGCAAUCGGGCCGGAUGGAAAAACCGUCUCGACUGAGGCCCGCGGGCUUAUAAUGGUCCACGGGUCGAAAGCUUAUCCCUUUACGGACGAGCGGGUGAAGGAGAUAGAGCAAGAGUACGAGAAGAUGGCAGAGGAAGGAGGGUGGCCCGAGAAAAUCGAGCCCGGAAGGGGACUUCACGAUCACGAUCUUGUUCUUAGCAAGCGUUUGGAGUUCAACUGCGACGGGUGUGGAGAGGAAGGGCGCGUUUGGUCGUAUUAUUGCGAGGAAUGUGAUUUCGAUCUUCACCCAAAGUGUGGGGCUAUGGAGAAGAAGAAUGGUGGUGGUGAAGCGUGGACUGUUCCCAGCUAUGAUGUGGCUGGCAUUGUAGUUAAAGUAGGGAGCAAUGUGAAGGAAUUUAAAGAAGGAGACGAAGUUUAUGGUGACAUUAUCAAGAAGGCAAUUGCCGAGCCGAAACAGCUCGGCUCCUUAGCCGAGUACACAACUGCUCAAGAGAAGCUUUUAGCUCAUAAGCCCAAGAAUCUCGAUUUUGUGCCAGCCGCUGCCUUGCCUCUUGCCCUUGAGACAGCUUAUGAAGAGCUCGAAAAGUACGGUUUUUCUAAGGGCAAAUCAUUACCUUUUCUCGGUGGAGCUGGUGGUGUUGGGUCAUUCAUCAUUCGGUGCGUCUAA